Molecule: messenger RNA, 3174 nt
Organism: Cavenderia fasciculata
Lineage: Eukaryota; Evosea; Eumycetozoa; Acytosteliales; Cavenderiaceae
Exons: 4
Coding region: 1-3174 (1057 amino acids)
Biological process (GO): protein import into nucleus
Cellular component (GO): nucleus; cytoplasm
Molecular function (GO): nuclear import signal receptor activity
Source: RefSeq, a predicted model, not a curated record
AUGGAAGAACCAAAUGAAGAAUUUAUAGAGAUGAUUGUAACUCUUGCAAAAGAAAAUCAGAUGAAACAACAAAAGAAUAGAGAUAUAACUAUAGAUACAGAUAAUAACAACAAUAGUAGUAGAUUAAAAUCAGUAUCAAAACAACAAUACAAAGAGUAUAUUAUAGAUAAACCAGAUAAAGUAGUAUCAUGGUUACUCUAUUUAAUUGUAAAGGGUACUUUUACAACAAUUAAAGAUAAAGCAAUACAGUUACUUGAUAGAUUAUUGGAAAGAGAAUAUAAAGAAGUAGAGGAAGGAGAAGAAGAUCAUGAUUUUAUCAAUGAAUUAUCAAAAUCGAUAUUGGAUGCAGUAGAGUUUGAAACAGAAGAACUGAUCAACAAUUAUUCAAAGACAACAGAUCUUGGUCAUACACAUACAUUUAAAGCUCAUUUGAUUAGUAUCAUUGAAUCAAUUUCGAAUUAUAGAUUAGGACAACCAAAUGAUGAAGACAUAGAUGCCUUUACAGACAAUCUAUUCUUGAUACUCAAAAAAUCAAAUACAAGUGUUACGGGUAUACGUAUCGAGUAUGCAGUACAGCAAUUGAUGCAAAUGUACAUUGAAAAUGCAUGGAUAGGUGAUAUCAUUGGACAGAGCAUUGACUCGAUGGUCGAUGUAUUAGACAGACACUCACGUGACAGUGAAAAUAGAUUUGCAUCCACUAAAACAAAAAGAAUGAUAUUUGCCUUUUUAAUGGUUGUAUCAGAGAAUGACAAUAAUGAAUUCACAGAUAGUCAUCUAGAGAGAAUAGUCUUUCAUUUAUAUGAAUGGCUUGGUGAAGUCAAGGAUGUAUCAUUGGAAGAAUGGACAGAGAGCAAUCGCAAGAUUGACAUUGACAAUAACUUUUUCAAAUUUCCAUACGAUGGAGAGCAAGAGGAACAAGAUGCGCUGCAUGAUAGCCUUAUCCAAGAACAAGAAGAAGAAGAACAUGAUGAAGAUAGUGAAGUGACAAGCACUCCAGUAUACUCAUUAUUUGGAAAAUUUGCUCAUUUGUUUAGUCAACGUAUCAGUGGGCACAUCUUUAACCAAUUCAACAUCUUAUCAACUUCUCAACAAUGGAAAGAUAGAUACGCAGCAAUGAUUAGUUUAUCAAAAUGUACAAACCAUAUUCCAAGUCGUAUAAGACAACAAUUUUCAACUAUUUUAAAAUUAGUAUUAAAAUGUACAGAUGAUGAAAAUAUUAGAGUUAGAUGGGCAUCAUUUCAAUUUUUAAUUCAAUUGACUGUUGAUUUUAAUGAACUGAUUAUAGAAUCAAGUGGAAAAAUAUUUAAAGUGAUUAGGAAAUCAAUUUGUGAUCCCAAUCAACGUAUCCAAAAUUGUUGUUGUAUGUUAAUUCACACAAUGAUGGAACUAUUAAACAAUGAUGAUAAUAUUGUUGAAGAUAGUAUUUUAGAUGGAUUAUUCAAUUCAAUAGAAAUAUUACUUCAAUCACCAAAAUUAUAUGUAGUUGAAAGUGCAUUUGUAUCAUUAAUGUCUGUUAUACAAAAAGUUUGUCAUGAAUUUAUACCUUAUUAUCCAAGAUUUAUACCAAUUAUAUUUAAAUUAUUGGAGAGACAUAAUGGAACAAAAGAAUCUAGAUUAUUACGUAGUCGAGCAAUCAAGGCGUUUGCAAUAUGCUGUGCAGUGGUAGAGGAGAAGAUAUUUUUAAAAGAUUUUCACAAGUUUAUGCAGUUUGUUAAAAAGAAUGAAAAGUCAUUUGAUCUAACCGUCCAAGUAGUUAGAACAUCUGAUUUAUUGAUGAAGACAUUUGGCAAGUCUUUUGAAAUAUAUUUACCAAUGAUUGUAAAGAUGGUCAUUAAAAUAUUAGAGGCACCAUUACCCAAUCAAGUAGAUGAUAUAACUUUAUCAUCACCACAAGAAAUCACAAAGAUAAUGUCAACACUAAAGAUCCUGUCCAAUAGAAUGUCAUUAGCGACAGAUGGUACAGUGUAUGACCCGUUGGCACCAUUUGUACAUAGCUUGGUCGAUCCCCUUUGCAAGUUGACAGUUAACCCUCUGAUUGCUAAAAUUAGAAUACAAUCACUUGCCUGCUUACCUGCAUGUCUUCAAUUAUUCAAGUUACAGUAUGGUGAACGGAGCGACAAGACACGAGAGAUGUUUGGUCAUAUUUAUGAAAUUGGAUUGUGUCAUCAAGAGACUGACCUUCGUGUGGCAGUGAUCCGUAUCACCCUGUCAACAUUUCUCAUCAAUGCAAUGGGUAAAGAUGCAAUGACAUUUGAACAAGUACAGUCUACUUUGGAUGCAUUCAACAGGAUGGAGAAAUGGAUAGAAGAUAUUGUCAACGGUGACAUUGACAUUGCUGAAGACGAUGAUCAAGAUUUGAUCGAUACCGCUGGAUACACUCUUGUCACUAUCUAUGGGAUGAUUUCUAUUAUGGUAGAGCAUAAUGGAUCUGUCAUGACACAACUCAUCACACCAACCUUUUUAAACAAGAUUUGUGACAAGUUGAGAGACAAUGGUGAAGAUGAUAUCAUAAAGGUAGUUCUCCUCAACUUUUUGGCAAAGUAUUGCAAGUAUGGUGGUGAAGGUGUCAUCAAUACUUUCCCACUUAUUAUAAAACCCAUUAUCGAGUGUCUGGAACUUCAAAGCAUCUCAGUAAAACGAACAGCUUCUCUUGCACUUGGUGAAGCUGCACAACUUGCCAAAGAUAGAUUCUCACCAUGGGUCAUAGACACAUUACAUUUUCUACAUGCCAUUGUAUCCUCACCAAAUGCAUACACUACACCUGAUAAUAAAGAGAAUAUGGAACAAAUCGUUGCUAUUCUUGGUAGAGUCAUCAGAUACGUCCCACACACUCCAGCCAGCAACCUUGUCAUCAUCAUUCCACAAUGGUUAGGUCAUCCUCCAAUAGAAGACAAGGAUCAGAGACCCAUUACCAUCUCUAAUCUCUGUGCUAUUGUUCGUAUCUAUCCCAACGAAUGUAUAGGCAAAGAUCAACAAUACAAACAUGUCGAAAGACUACACCAAUUAAUCGUUGGGUAUAUGAAUAUGGAUACUUGUCAACCAGAAGAGAAACAACAACUCUAUCAAACUUGGGAUUAUAUCAAAGAAGAUAUAUUAAAAGAAAAUUGGAAUAGUAUUCCAUUAGAAACAAGAGACAAAAUAUCAAAUUUGAAUGUUCUUGAGCCAGAUACUUAA